Molecule: messenger RNA, 657 nt
Organism: Beta vulgaris subsp. vulgaris (sugar beet)
Lineage: Eukaryota; Viridiplantae; Streptophyta; Magnoliopsida; Caryophyllales; Amaranthaceae
Exons: 1
Coding region: 1-657 (218 amino acids)
Source: RefSeq, a predicted model, not a curated record
AUGGGCCCACAAAGAAGGUUGGGAAUCUAUGUUGGAUUUGAAUCACCGUCCAUCAUAAGAUAUCUAGAACCGUUAACUGGUGAUCUUUUCACCGCUCGGUUCGCGGAUUGUCACUUUGAUGAGACAAUUUUCCCAACCUUAGGGGGAGAUAAAGCAGGCCCAUGUUGGAAUGAAAUAUCAUGGAAUGCCAAAAAUUUAUCAUAUAUUGAUCAAAGAUCAAAUAUGUGUGAGCAGGAAGUUCAGAAAAUUAUACACUUGCAAAACAUUGCCAAUCAAUUGCCAGAUGCAUUCACUGAUUCAAAAGGAGUGAUAAAAUCACAUAUACCUGCUGUAAAUGCUCCUGCACGGGUUGAAAUUCCAAGAGAAAAAGCGGAAAAUCAACUUGCAAAUGAAUCUAUAACACGCAAAAGGCGCGGAAGACCACUCGGAGCCAAAGACUUGAAACCGAGGAAGUCUAGAAGAAUAGACACCAAUAAUGAGAAAACUGAUGAUUCUUCUAAAGUGGAACAAUUUUCAAACGAUAAAAACGCCAUGAAUCCCGAAAAUGAACUCAAAGAAUCAGAUGCUGCAUCUGAGGGGGAGCAUGAAAAUGCUAGCAUCGACAAUCACGAAAUUUCAAUAAAUUUUGUCCAUUCUAAAAGCAAUGGAAUAGGGUAA